CUGCAAAUACAGGGAAUGUGACUGAUCACUGCUGGGCACUACCAUACAUCAUACAUACUCAGCACCUACGUGUGUGCGUUUGUACCCCUGAAUAUUUUUUGGUUUUAAAUGAAGUGACACCCACUCAGUUCCUGCUUGAACUUGUUGCUUGCAACUAGAGGUGCACUUUGUUCGUGACACUGAGGUAUUGCACGGGUAGUUGCCUUAAAGUCAUACUGCUCCCUAUGCAGUAAUCGGUAACUGUACAGGACCAAGCAAUCUUAAAGAUAUCCUCACGAACUGAGUCACUAUAAUUUCUACAAUUAGGUAUGAAUUCCUACAGCCUGAGGGCCAGAGGUUUGAGCACAAGCUGUGCCACUUGGCAACAUAGCCAAGAGAAUGGGAUUUGCCCUAAAAAGUCUAGAAGAGGUACAAAAUAGGUAAGCACUUCUAAGUAAAAAGCACAGUACAGUACAUUGUGUAGCACAGAGCCAUUGCUACUUUAAUAGCAAUGGCAAUUAGCAUCUGCUAUUAGCAGCUAGCAGAGCUAUCACAUGUACAAAUAUCUGGUUGAUUUUCUAAGAUUUGGUUUUAAAUCCAGAGAUGUUUGUCAGCCACCCUUAGCCUCCAAAAUUAACCGUGGUUUCCUGAAAUUCAAAAAUCAAACUAGGACUAGAAUUGUGUAUAUUGCAGGUAAACAAUAUUUUUUAUGACAUAGUUAUUAUUGAAUAAGACAAGUAAAACUGUAAACAAACAGAAUUCCUAUUGAUACUUAUUGUGGCUUAUAAUUUCAUACUCAGUUUUUAUUUUUAAAUGGAACAAUUUGAAAAUGGAACAAUCAAAACAGACAUUCAAAUAUAAAUGAAUGUGUUAAAAAUAUCCAUUUGUUCAUUUCUGCUUACAAUUUGCUUGGAAUCCAUGUCACACAGAUCUAUUAUCUGAAUUAUUCCAGCAUUCAUCAAAUUUUGCAGAAUCACAAAGAUAUAUUGGUGGGAAUGAAAUAUGUAGUGGUAAGAAUGGAACAUCAUUUUUAUUAUCUCCUUACUUACACAUUAAUUAGGAAAUAAUAAUGCUUCCACUGAUGUUACAGUAUGUCCCAUAGUCAUGCCUUAAAGUGCCAAGUGUUAAAGGAGUUUUGUCUCAGAAAAAUGCAGUACUGUAUAUUUCCUGCUGCAGUUUUAAGUUACAAAAGAGGUAAGCACUUCUAAGUAAAAAGCACAGUACUGUACAUUGUGUAGCACAGAGCCAUUGCUACCUUAAUUUAAACAAACUAGAAUAGAAAUGUAAAUAUACCAAUUACUUUAUAUUCAUGUGUCUGGCAUAGACAAAAAAAUGCCUAUAAAAAGAAAGAUAAUGUUCAAACGUAAUGUAUUCCAGCUAAUCUAUAUUGCCACAUUCUUCGUAAAACCAAAUUAGUCUAUCUCCAUCAAAAUCAAGACAGGAAAUCAUGCAUGUUGAUAAGCUGUUUUUUAUGUUGGUGUUGAAAUAAGCUCUUUGAAAAAAACUCUCAAAGAUACAGUGAAAUGAUAAAAGAUUUUUAACUCUUCAUGUGACAUACCAAUACCACAUAACACAGAUACGGCCUCAAAAAUUACUUUUAACUAAAUUAAGCAACACCAUUAAUCGCUUUGUACUUUUCAUGAAAGAAUACAUAGAAUUUGAACAAACCACUGGGUAAUAUUGGUCAAUGCAGGUGGAAAAAAGUGUAUGGUGCAGGUUUGCGCCUGUUUGACCUAAUGAAUUCCGAUGCAGUGCCUGAGAAGCACAUGUGCUGCAGGUGACAGAAUGUGAGUCGAACAGGUGGCAGCACUAGCAGCAAACAGAAGUAGCAGGACAAGCUAGAUUGGAUUGGAACUCAACUGGUUGGCAGUGGAAGGCGUUGGGAUCUUAGAGCUACUGGUUAGUAGUUAGCUGUGCUGACUAGUUUGAGAUAGUAACUCUGUGGUGGACAGUGGAAGGAUCUGGGCCAGCUGCAGAGGAACCUGAAGGAAGAGAGCUAACGGUUACAUCUACCAGCUCAUUUGAGAUUGGAACUCUAUGGUGGGCAGAGGACCAGAAGAGCUGUGGGCCAGAGAGAAUAGCCUGAGGCGGAGGAGAGCUGCAGUUUGCUUUUACCUAGAUAGGAAGAAGUUUCGAGCUGAACCCGAAAACAGGUGGAAUUUAAGCUAUGUACUGCAUGUGGCUGGAAGCUUGGGAGAAAGAAUAGUUGAAGGAUGGUACUGACAAGUUAGACACCAACUGAAAAGGGCAGUAGGGUAAAUGGGGAUAGAACCCAUCACUUGUCUAUGCCAGGCUAGGUACAGUGUGGGGGUGAACAAGGAAGCUUGGAUCCUAUGCAGACUGCCUACUUGUGUGCUUGCACCCAUGGGACAGAGUAGGAGUCAGCAAAUGGAUGGACAGCAAAAAGAAGGACUGAUGAAAACAUACAGUACAUAAGCUAGGACCAUAGAUGUGGUGGGUUGAACAUUUAACCAGAAACAAAGAGAAGGGAGAAGAGGGGAGAGUAGCAUGGGUGAGGAUGGCAAGAGAGGGAAGAUGCAGGGAGGAACUUCCAUGGGGAAAUGGGCCACAGAUCCUCAGAGUUUCUGAGAGGCUUGGUGACAUCAGAAGACUAGAAAGAACUUUGAGAUAGAUGUGCAACAGGAAGUCCCAGGCGCGACAAUAAUUUACGUAGGCGAGAGGAAGUGUGUGAGAUUAGGAUCUACUCUUUUUCACAAAUUUCUAUUAUAAAACCAAGGAAUAUAAUGUCUAAAAUUUGUGCUGCUCCGAUUCAAGAUUGAGACAGUGAAUUUCUAAGCCCAGACUGUGAUUGACGUGGAUAGUGAUGUCUAUUCUGAUUUUUUAUAUCAACAAGAACCAAACUGUUAAAAAAAUGAUUAUAGGCUACUCAGCUGAGUUACAAGGAUAGUAAUAGCUCAGUGCAUGCAUUCCUAACUAGUACUAUCAGGGAUAAUGCAGUGCACUGCAAAAGAGGAAAGUGACCUCAAUUAAUUGUGAUUAAAGAUAGUUUUAUUAUAUUAUUGUAGUCUUGACUUAACAUAGUCUUAGUUGAUUCUUGAUUUUGUAACACCUGAUAGAGUGUCAACAGUAGCCAAUACAUUUACUGAUAGAAGGAGCCAAAAGAUAAGAAAAGCCCAAAGUCUUAGCUGUUUAGACAUGUUCUUUUUGAGGUGACAAAAACAUGAUAAAAUGAAAGAAAGAAACAAGCUUCUACACCACCUCCUGCCCCUCCACCCUCUUCUAUAAUACUCUCUCUCUCUCACACACACACACCCUUAGGAGAAUGGAGAGGAGCUCCUCCCAAUAAUGACUGCUCUACCACGCCUGAUUUAAAAAAUAAGCCAAGUGCAGUGCAGAAAGAGAGGUCUCUGCUGCAAUCCUUGAGUGCAUUCAUCCUGUCAGUAAUGUCUGUCUCUUUCUUUCAUUUGCUCUGCGAAUGCAAGCCCUGGAUGCAAAUUCUGUCUGAGCCUGCAUAAAUAUACUCUGUGAAGAGUGGAAGCCAAAUUAAUCCUUUUCCUUUUUACUACACACAAUGUAUGGAAACUACCAUGGAUUGAUCAUGAUAUCAAGCUCCAGAUGUCAAUGAAUGAGGGAGAAAAAAAUGAAACAGGAUUGUUUUGCACAUUUCAAGGAAAUAAUACAUGUGUAAGUGUGCUUCUUUUAAAGCAAGUCUGAAGAUCCGUUCUUGUUUGGUUUUGAGGUAAUCUCAGUUCAGUGGGGAGUUCCUUCUGCUGGCAUGAAAAAUUACUCUCUGGCAUUCCGAUUGCUGAUCAAAGGCACAAGCAACUUAUGCACUAUGUGGAUGUUUUCUGUUUGUCUAUGGAUUCUCAAUGUUUUGCCUUUCUGCCUUCAAUAUGAGUCUGAACAGGAGUACUAUCAGGAUGUGGAAGAAACAGAGUUAGGGAGUGAUCUGCACAGCCAGUGGGGGACAGUGUCCACUGUAGAUGAGCUGCUGGAUCUCUUGUAUCCAGAGUAUGGCCUGGUCCAGCACUGCCUACGCAAGAAGGCACUGAACACGCACACAUCAAUCCAGGAGGAAGGGGACAGCUGGGGCAAUCAAAAAAAGGCAGCACUCUACAUCGCAGACAGCGCAUUUGACCUUAUUUUGGAUGAGAUGCAGAAGACCUUGUGCACUCCAAGAGAAGUGUUCCUGGAUGUUUCUAAAGAAUACCCUGAGAGUACCACCAAUUUCUACCUGCCUCGCUGUGUCUCUGUGCACCGAUGUGGUGGAUGCUGCAAAAGUGAAGCCCUCCACUGUGUCAACACCAGCUAUACCUAUGUCAACAAGACUUUGAUUGAACUCUCCAUGCCACAUAUGGAAAAGACAGUUGUUAUGGUCAGUUUUGUCAACCACACAGAGUGCGAAUGCCAACCCAAGCGAUCUCCUCACUCUGUCAUCAGGAGGUCAGCCAAUACACCAUGUCCUGAGACAGACAGUACCUGUGCCGCUGGUCUAAAUUGGAAUCCUGUUACUUGCCAGUGCAUGUCUGACGACAUGAGCCUCUUCUCCUCCACAGAGCCAGACCCACUGGCUGAGGCUCUCAUUGACCUCUGUGGUCCUAACAAACUGUGGAGUGAGGAGCACUGUGAGUGUGUGUGUCAGAAUGGGCUAACCCACUUGAGCUGUGGAGAAGGAUGGAGGCUUGAUGAGGUUGACUGUGAAUGUGUCUGUGAAGAACAAGCGGCUUUGGAGCCCUGCCCUCCCCACCAGAAGUGGGACAAAGAGCGCUGUGGAUGCGUCUGCCAGGCAGACUGCCCAAAGAGUCAGCCUCUGAACCCCGGGAACUGCCAGUGUGAGUGUAAAGAGAAUGCGAACACAUGUUUACUGCAAGGGAAGAAGUUCAACCCUGAAACCUGCAGCUGUUACCGGCUACCCUGCAGGACAAAAAACAGGAAAUGUCCAUCUGGAUAUUAUUACAGCCAGUAUGUAUGUCACUGCUUACCAAACUUCAUGAGGUCAUAUGAGCAGUAUUGAAGGGAAACAUCACUGGGCACAUUUAUAAGGGAAAAAUCACACAACGUGAUCCAAAGACAUUCCCAAUAUUUAUGUCAGACAUCUAAGCAGUAAAUGAAGCACUUGGGUAUGGUCAGUAGUAAAAUCACACCAUUGUUUUGAACAGACUUGUAUUUAAUCUGAAGGUCAGUGCUAACACACAACAUAUCAACUAACUGGGGGAAAAUUUUAAUUUCUUAAUAACUCAGCAACUUCAGUGGAGUGUAUAUUAUUUGUUCUUACUUGUUUACUAGUGUGCUAAGAUUAUUAAAAAAUGGAAAAAAUCGUAGUUUUAAUAAUAGUUUUAAUUUAAAGCAAAUGAAUGUGUCAGCUGACCCUUUUUAGGGUGUUUGAUUUAUAUACAAUAGAGAUGUAAUUCCUUUAUAGUAUGUUUUCAGCAAUGCAUAUACUGUAUGACAAUGCUUUUAAGCAGCCUUAAGGGUAUUUUAUACAGAUUGUGGAGUGUCAGACACAGCAUCAUGUUAUAUAUGAUAUGCUGCAAGAUAUGUACAAAUGGAAGUAGAAUGGAGAUAUAAUAUAUAUACUUGAGAGCUACACAGGCUGAAAGGUCUCCUCAUUGCUAUGUUUGUAUUAGUUCUUAUGUUCUUUUUUUUUAGAGCACAUGUCAGUAAAACAAUUUCACUUGUAAAAUGCUAAGCAUGAAGCCAGUUUUUCCCUGGAAACAAAUUGUCUUUUUUACUAAAUUACUUAAUUAUAAGAAGAUAGUGUGGCUAAUAACCUCACAAAAUAAGAUGUAAAUUAGAACAUUAUUUUUAAAAAUCCUACUCUGAAUUUCUAACUUAUAGAAUAAGAUACAUAACUGAUGUCAAUCCAAAAUGAAAACUGCUUUCAUCCUCAAUAUUUCAUAUAAUAAAAAAAUAUUUAUUUCUUGCUACAAAUAAUGCUCUCAGAUUAAGUUAAUCCAUUCUAUCAACUCAUAGAAGAAUGAUAGAUAUUCUACAUUAGCAAAAGAAAGAAAAUGAGCUAAACUUAUACUUCUCUGUUUUAAUUUUAAUUUGAUUUCCUGUAGCUCUCUGUUCUAGUAAAUGUAUUCAUCAUCACUAACAUAGAUAUAUGUGCAGGUCACAAAACUUGUCAUAAAGAUGUAUAUUUGUACACCUAUUGUGCUUAAGAUAGUGCUGGACAAAUGUUCGGAGCAAACUGGAAAUGUUAUUGUAGAAAAUUACUUGAAAAAAUAACUGAACCAUCCACAUAAUUUGUAAACUAUCCUUCCGUUAUCAGAACCGAACCAAAUAAAAAUUAGUUCAGCAGGUCAGUUAGAUCCUAAUUAAUGUGAUACAGGGACAAAACACUGUAUGCUGGGAGUAUUUGGAGUGCCCCUCCUAGCUGGGGGACUGGUAGCCUAGCCAUGAGGAUAGCUGUCUUAACCUCCCCCCCACCCCACCCUCACUAUUGCAUGGAUCGAGCUAGGGAGCUGCUGCAAGGUUGUAGAUGGGGAGGCAGGGUGGAGAUGCAGGAAAGAUACGUGAAGGGAAAUUCUGGGUGUGAGACUGAUGUAUGUAGGCGAGAGGAAAUGUACGAGAUUAGGAUCUAACCUUCCUCCCGAUCUGCUGUUAGAAACUUCAUAAAUGGAGCAGUUAUGUCCCAUGUGCUUGGUGUCCUGUCUAGCACCACACAUCAUCUCAGGUAAGGAUUUUAAGUGAUAAUUUAAAUCUCAAAGAACGAUCUGAACUAUAGCUCCCUAAGUUUUAUUUUGCUUUAAAGCGAGCUGCUAUUUUUAAAAUCAGAUUCAAGUUUUCAUAUAUAUAUCCUUUUUUUUUUUACAAAUAAAUCACUUUGUGAAUGAUGCUUUGUAGAUACCUUAUGUUGUACUACUACUUUCUGUGCUUUUGUUUGUCACCAAGCCUUUGAUAAUAGGCAGAGAGCUGCUGCAAUCAGCACAGGUCAAAAAGUGUGGAUCAAUACUGAGUAGUUAGCACACCAUUACAUGUUAGAUUUUUGUUAGUUAUUUCUAAUUUGUUUUUUUUUUUAUUUGUCCUUUUAGUACCUCAAACUUUAACAGCUCUUUUGCAUUGAAACUGAGAAGGAAAUACUUAGGGGCAGAUUUUUUUACUGGGCAAACUGUCCAUCUCUUUUGUUUACUAUAGACUGGGCAGUUUUCCCAAAGUAGAAAACAAGAACCUUGGUGUACAAAGCUGUGAAAUUUAAGAAGGCUAAAAUACGUUGUAUAACAUUCAUGUUUUAUAUGUACAAUUCAAGGGCUUCUUCUAUUAAAGUCAUGUUUAUCAAUGUC
Molecule: messenger RNA, 7226 nt
Organism: Lepisosteus oculatus (spotted gar)
Lineage: Eukaryota; Metazoa; Chordata; Actinopteri; Semionotiformes; Lepisosteidae
Product: vascular endothelial growth factor C-like
Biological process (GO): sprouting angiogenesis; vascular endothelial growth factor receptor signaling pathway; positive regulation of endothelial cell proliferation
Cellular component (GO): membrane
Molecular function (GO): chemoattractant activity; growth factor activity; vascular endothelial growth factor receptor 3 binding
Source: RefSeq, a predicted model, not a curated record